Messenger RNA from Tarenaya hassleriana, 1302 nucleotides. RefSeq names its product ethylene-responsive transcription factor ERF104-like. The transcript has a single exon. Gene Ontology annotation, biological process: regulation of DNA-templated transcription; ethylene-activated signaling pathway. Gene Ontology annotation, molecular function: DNA-binding transcription factor activity; DNA binding. Lineage: Eukaryota; Viridiplantae; Streptophyta; Magnoliopsida; Brassicales; Cleomaceae. The coding region runs from base 165 to 1067 and encodes 300 amino acids. The record is from RefSeq and is a predicted model, not a curated record.
AAAAAAUGAUGUAAGACAAAAAAAAAAAAAGACGAAAUCUUGAAAUCUUGAGAUCUUGAGCGACAAAACAAGUAAAAAAAGUCAACAAUAAAGAAACAAGGAACUCAUGGAUACUUCUUGGUCAGAUCCUGGAACCUAACUUGAACCCUCCCCAUGUCUGUCCAAUGCGUAUUCCUUUAUAUACCUCUUCCACAUCACUCCCUCUUCUCCACUCUCACGCACAGAUACGCACACCUAUACACCCAUACACACACAAAUACACAAAAAGAUUAAAUAGUAAGGGGCAGAAGAUGGCAAGUAACGAAGAAGAAGCCGUAGCCCUUGAGCUCAUAAGGCAACAUCUCCUUACAGACUCAUCUACUCCCAUGGAAACGGGUUUUGUCUCAAAUUUUACCUUUAGUUGUGAAACUUCUACUGCUACAGAAUCCAACCCAUCUCAGAUUUUCAAUCAAGUUCAAAACUUUCACCAAGAAACGAGCCCUAAAACCCUAAACCCCACAAACCCUAAACCGAACUCGACUCGUGCUCAACGAAAACCUUCCUUGCCGAAGAUCUCCGUACCGAGAAUUGGAAACAAGACAGAAGAAGAGGACGUGAAGCACUACAGAGGCGUGAGACGGAGGCCGUGGGGAAAAUUUGCGGCGGAGAUAAGAGAUCCGAACAGGAAGGGCGCGAGAAUCUGGCUCGGUACGUACGAUACUCCCGUCGAAGCCGCGAGAGCCUAUGACGUGGCGGCGUUCCGUCUGCGCGGGAGAAAAGCCAUCUUGAACUUCCCUCUCGAGGUGGAUACCACCUACGAAGGCAGAGCUGCGGCGGAGGUAGGGAAGAGGAAGCGGCCGGAGAGUUUUUCUCCGACCGUCGAGAAGUUGGCGGCUAGGGUUAAGAUGGAGGAAGAAGAAGAGGGAGAAGAAGGGAAUUAUGACACGGUGGAGAUGACGGCGGAUAAGGCGCCGCCGUUAACGCCGUCAAGUUGGAUGGGGUUUUGGGAUGUCGGAGGGGAUGGGAUCUUCAGUGUACCUCCGUUAUCUCCGACGUCCCCAAAUUUCUCCGUUAUCUCCGUUUCUUGAACUUGGAAAAGUCAACGAGUUGAUGAUGACGUGUUCGGUUUAUCAUUUUUCACCGUUUUAUAUUGUUUUAUUACUGUAAUAUAUAUAUUAGGGUCGUUGGAGGUCUGCCGGAAAUUAUUUUAUUGUAUUUAUUAUUUUAUUUGUUGUAAUAUUUUUUUUGAUGUUUACGUAGAAGUUUUGUAUUCGCUGUUGGUGGUCGAUGUAUCAUAUAUGAAAUUUAUUAUUCGUUUUCUUA